Messenger RNA from Triplophysa rosa, 545 nucleotides. RefSeq names its product small nuclear ribonucleoprotein polypeptide G (gene snrpg). Lineage: Eukaryota; Metazoa; Chordata; Actinopteri; Cypriniformes; Nemacheilidae. The record is from RefSeq and is a predicted model, not a curated record. Gene Ontology annotation, biological process: mRNA splicing, via spliceosome; spliceosomal snRNP assembly. Gene Ontology annotation, molecular function: RNA binding. The transcript has 4 exons. Gene Ontology annotation, cellular component: P granule; catalytic step 2 spliceosome; precatalytic spliceosome. The coding region runs from base 94 to 324 and encodes 76 amino acids.
CUUCCUGUUCUUUACGCACCCUUCUCAUACAUUGUUUGAAACGUGUUUCGAACGUUUUUGUUCUACAAAAUUGUUCGAUCCAACUAAAUAAACAUGAGCAAAGCACAUCCACCCGAGCUGAAAAAGUUUAUGGACAAGAAGCUUUCACUGAAGCUAAACGGUGGUCGUCAUGUUCAGGGCAUCUUGCGAGGGUUUGAUCCCUUCAUGAAUCUGGUAGUGGAUGAUUCUAUUGAAAUGGCUCCUGGAGGACAGAUGAACACCAUUGGCAUGGUGGUGAUAAGAGGAAACAGUAUAAUCAUGUUGGAGGCUCUAGAACGAGUGUGAAGAAAGUGACCACUUUUCUUUUCCUGAUUUUUUUUGUCUCCAGCCAGCAAAUUUUUAUGGAUUUCCACAACGUCUUUUUACAAAAAGACUGGAUAUUAAUGCAACAACAAUUUUUGUGUUUAAUAAAUGCCUGUUUUGUUUGUUUUUAUAUAUUUUCCUAUGUCUGUAGAAAGUUGUGCACAAAUCAUAAUUUUUUUGUGAAUAAAGUGACAGUAAUGUGA